GUAAGUGCUUCCUACUAAACUAGCAAAAAGUAAUAGAACAUAAGAUUUAGUGUAGAAUAAUUGCAUGGUACAUCAGGAUGCAUGAUAAAGAACUAAACAUAUAACCUCAAAAGCAAUUUUGGGCCUGUGCAUUAUAUGAUCCAAAAUGAGUAGAUUUUUUGCAACUGGCGGUUCAGACUCUGAGAGUGAUAGCUCCAGCGAGGAAGAGCAAUUACCACGUCAACCAACCGCAGCUUUCACUUACAGCGAUGAUGAAGAAGAAACUAAACGUGUUGUACGCUCAACAAAGGAGAAGAGAUACGAAGAACUUUCCAAUACCAUAAAAAAUAUUAGGAACUAUAAAAAAAUUAAAGAUAUGGCCAGCAUGUUGACCAGUUUUGAAGAGUUGGUUAAAAAUUAUGCCAAAGCAUUGCCAGUAAUCAACAAAGAAGAGAAUGGUCACACACCUAGAUUUUUUGUAAGAUGUUUGGUGGAAAUGGAGGAUUUUAUAAAUGAAGUAUGGGAGGACAGAGAGGGCCGUAAAAAUAUGUCUAAAAAUAACAGCAAGUCUUUAACAUCAUUGAGGCAAAAAUUACGCAAAUUUAAUAAGGAUUUUGAGGAAGAUUUGACAAAAUUCAGAGAAUCACCAGAUCAAGGCGACGACGAAGAGGAAGUUAAACCUCCUGAAGAUGAAGAAUCUUCUGAUGAAGAGACUCCAGUGACUAAAUCAGUAUCAUUCAAGAAAGAACCUACUCCUGUUGAAAAGGUAAAAGCUUCAAAAGCAGCCGGUGAUGACGAUGAUAGUGAUGAUUCUAUGGAUUGGGGAAGCGAUAGCGAAAGUGAGAGUGGUAGUAGUGAAGAAGAUACUCAAUAUACCAGCAUUCGAGAGCGUUUCUUAAAAAAAACUACUGACAAGGAAGAAGGUGAUGAAGCAGUGAAGAGAAAAGAAAAGAAAGAAGGCAAGGAGGGUAGAAGACGUAAAAAGGAAGAAGAAGAAGAUGGUGAGGGCGAGUGGGAAACUGUGAAGAAAGGUGUGGCGACGCCUAGUGAAAAGCCUAAAAUGUUUGCCAAAGAUGCAGAAAUUGAUACUUCUCUGGUUAUUAAAAAAUUAUCUGAAAUUAUGGCUGCAAGAGGCAAAAAGAGAACUGAUCGUAGACAACAAAUAGAAUUGUUGCAUGAACUGAAAACGGUUUCAGAGCAGCAUAAGCUUGGACCUGCUGUCGCUAUCAAAAUUAGAUUUUCGAUUGUAUCUGCAAUUUUUGAUUACAAUCCUAAGGUAUCUGAUGCCAUGAAACCAGAACACUGGAGCAAGUUAUUGGAGUGUAUGCAAGAUAUGCUGGUAUUACUUUUAGCCAAUCCUGAAAUAAUUAUUAGCGAAACCAUCACUGAAGAUGGUGAAGAAUAUGAGUCCACACCAAAUAAAUUACGAGGUUGUGUUUUAACUGCUGUUGAACGCCUUGAUGAUGAGUUUGUUAAACUUCUUAAAGAAUGUGACCCUCAUAGCAAUGAUUAUGUAGAAAGAUUGAAGGAUGAAAUUAAAGUGGCUGCAAUAAUUGAUCAAGUUCGUUUAUAUGUGGAGAAACAAAAUUGUCCACCUGAACUCUGUCGAAUUUAUGUGAGAAAGAUUGAUCAUCUUUAUUACAAAUUUGAUGCUAAUGUUCUAAAGCAGAAGCAGGGAGAAAUACCAGCUGAUGUCACGACAAGUGUGCAAGAGAUGGAAAAACUUUGCAAAUACAUUUAUGCAAAAGAUGCAACUGAUAGAUUAAGAACUCGAGCAAUUUUGUCUCAUAUCUAUCAUCAUGCAUUGCAUGAUAAUUGGUUUAAAGCUCGUGAUUUAGUUCUUAUGUCGCAUUUGCAAGAAACAAUUCAUUUUUCUGAUCCCCCAACACAGAUUUUAUAUAAUAGGACAAUGGCAAAUUUAGGUUUGUGCGCUUUCCGCCAUGGAAAUAUAAAGGAUGCUCAUAAUUGUUUGGUAGAUCUUAUGAUGACUGGAAAGCCAAAAGAAUUGUUAGCUCAAGGCUUGCUUCCUCAGCGUCAACAUGAAAGGAGCAAAGAACAGGAGAAAGUUGAAAAGCAACGUCAAAUGCCAUUUCAUAUGCAUAUAAAUUUGGAAUUAUUAGAAUGCGUGUAUUUAGUUUCUGCAAUGCUUAUUGAAAUUCCAUACAUGGCUGCUCAUGAGUUUGAUGCAAGGAGAAGAAUGAUCAGCAAAACAUUUUACCAGCAGUUGAGAUCUUCAGAACGUCAAUCAUUGGUUGGUCCUCCUGAAUCCAUGAGGGAACAUGUUGUGGCUGCAGCUAAAGCAAUGCGCAAUGGCAACUGGAAAGCAUGUAAUACUUACAUUGUAAAUGAAAAAAUGAAUACCAAGGUCUGGGAUCUAUUUUAUGAGGCUGACCGAGUACGUAAUAUGCUGACACGUUUGAUUAGAGAAGAAGCUUUACGCACUUACUUGUUUACAUAUAGUCAUGUAUAUGACUCAAUCAGUAUUCCUGCGAUGGCUACUAUGUUUGAACUUGAUCAAUCUCAGGCUCAUUCCAUCAUUAGUAAAAUGAUAAUUAAUGAAGAACUCAUGGCAUCUCUUGAUGAUCCGACCAAGACUGUUGUAAUGCAUCAUAGUGAACCUUCCAGAUUACAAGCUCUUGCUUUACAGCUUACUGAUAAAGUUAAUAAUCUUGUUGAUGCUAAUGAACGUAUAUUUGAAAUGAAACAAGGAAACUUUUUCAACCGAAGUGGAAAUCAAGGAAAUUUCAGAGGCGACCGUCAAAACUUUCGCAAUCAAGGUAAUAAUCAAGGUGGAGGUAGCAAUUGGCAGAAUAGAAAUCGUGAUGGUGGUGGAAGAAGAAAUCGCGGACGCAACGAUCGUGACGAAAACUUUGAAGAAGUUCGCACAUAUUAACAACAUCUGGUUCAGGACUGACUACAAAAACAUUAUUCUCAGCAUUGUAACUCCACAAGUCACCUAAAGAUCUGGCAACUGCCAAAAAUGGUAUUUCAUCCACAGGAGUAUUACGACGAACUGGACCCUUAUGAC
Messenger RNA from Ctenocephalides felis (cat flea), 3007 nucleotides. It is a transcript of the gene eIF3c, whose product is annotated as eukaryotic translation initiation factor 3 subunit C. Gene Ontology annotation, cellular component: eukaryotic translation initiation factor 3 complex. The coding region runs from base 146 to 2872 and encodes 908 amino acids. The record is from RefSeq and is a predicted model, not a curated record. The transcript has 18 exons. NCBI's taxonomy places the organism in Eukaryota, Metazoa, Arthropoda, Insecta, Siphonaptera, Pulicidae. Gene Ontology annotation, molecular function: RNA binding; translation initiation factor binding; translation initiation factor activity. Gene Ontology annotation, biological process: translational initiation.